AGAAGAAGAAGAAGAAGAAGAAGACAUAAACGGGACAAAAGAGCAGCCGUUCGUGUAACUGUUUGUUUAAUGAAUGGACAACAAGCUGCCUUUGUCACUUGGAACUAAUAGCUGGUUUCAAUAUUUUAUAUUGCACGCUACCAGCUGGUUUUUCAGUGAAUAGUGAUGGAGUUGUGGCAGAGGGACAGGCUGUCAGAGCUGGUGGAGGAGCUGACAACAUCAGGACAACCGCAGCUCAACCAGGACAAGCUGAAGGAGAUCAAGAAGAUCUGCAAAGUGUCUAAUGACUGCAUAGACCACGUGUACCACUCAGUGAUGUCCCAGCUCAACCAAGAACAUGCAGAGGUCCGACUGUCUGCCUUUCAGAUCGCCAGUGAGCUCUUCUCCAGAUCACACCACUUCAGAACCCUGUUGGUGGACAACUUUCAGGAGUUCUUGGAGUUGACAGUAGAGACUGACUCAGAGCAGCCCCUCCCCCCUCCUAAAGAUAUAGCCAGGAAGCUGAGGUCCCUUGCCAUCCAGACUGUCCAGUCAUGGCAGACCUCUUAUGGGACUGCUUAUAAGAAGUUAGCACUGGGUUACCACUUUCUCAAACAGGUUAAGAAGGUGGACUUCCAGGAUGCUGAGGCCAGGACGGUAGCUGAGAGGAGGAGGGAGGAGGAGAGACAGAGGAGAAUGGAGAGGAUCUACAAGGAGAGAGUGGAGGCAGCCUCCAAAGACAUGGAGGAGUCAUACCAGGAAAUGGAGGCAACGCUGAUAGAGAUGGACUCCUGUAUGAGGCUGCUUUUCCCUGAGUUUGACCUUGCAGACAUCCAGACAACCAUCAGCAGCCCUCCAAACUCCCAACCAGCCAAUGAAUAUCCAUCAAUUGAUGAACAGCCUUGUUGCAGCAAAGACCUAAGGAAUGACAGGAGAGAAGGGAUGAUACAAGAGGAGGUCAGCAGGGAAGAAGAGAACAGCAAUGUGGAGGGAAAGAGAGGAAAGGAAGACAAAGGAAUGACAGAGGAGAUGAGAAACAGCAGGAGGGAGGAGAAGAAAGGGAAGGAAAAGGAGAGGUCUGGCGAUGAGGAGGGGGAGGAUAAAGAGAGGAGGGAUGGAAAUGAGCAGGUGGAGAAGAAGGGAGAGGAGGUAGAAGAUAGGGAACAAAAGAAGCUAGAUAUGAAGGAAGCGCAGAGUAAGGGAGAGGAGGAGGAAGACGAGGAUGGAAGUGGUGAUGAAGAAGAGGAGGAACCUCUUUGUGAAGACUUGUUUAUUCGGAACUCUGGGCUCAUCUCUCACUCCUACAGUCUGGACCUGAACCUCAUUCCUGGGCUUCAUGUUAAGGAGACAGAGGAUAAUGAGGCAGUGGUUUCCACGGUGAUAGACCUCCAUAGACUGAUAAAAACCAAACACCUACCAGCUGUGCAGGGCUGGGUUCAGGUUUUCACCAAGUCAGGUGCUGAGCAGCAGCUGCUAAGCAGAGCGCUGGAUCUGAAGAGGUCUUUGGAAGCUGCCCUGCAGAAACACAAAGAGCUUCACAUUGAUUACAAGACCAGGGUCCACAAAGUAAUGAAGGCUUCUUCAGGAGGAGAGGAGGAGGAGGAUGAUGAUGACGAUGAUGACUUCGAUGAGGUUCCAGAGAAAGAGGGAUAUGAGCUGCACAUUCCAGAGCAUCUGCGAGCCGAGUAUGGUUUGGAUCCAUUUCCUUCCACCUCAACACCACCAGUCACAAAAAAAAACCCUGCUAAAAGACCCACAGUUCUGCCCCUUCCAUCCUCUUCCUCCUCCAGGCGGUUAAAGCAACUUACAGAGGAGGAGCAGGAUCCAACAUGUGCAGCCGCCACACUGCACCACCUCAGACAGAACCUCCCUCUGCCUGCAGAAUCCAGCAGCAGCUCCUCAGGUCUUAAUUCAGACCAGAAGGCUGUUGGGGCUCCUGUGGUUCCGUUUGGUUUGGAUCUGUACUACUGGGGCCAGGAGCAGCCUAACGCUGGCAAGAUCUUCAAGUCAGCUUCUCAGCAUCAGUUCUGGGUUCACGCUGAGAUGGAGGAGGAGGUAGAGAACAAGGAGCUGCUGGCAGAGAGCAGGAGCAGAUACAUCUCCUUCCCUGGGAGUUUCACUCCUGUCAGCCAUUAUUGCAGAGCUCCACUGGGCAAUGGAAAGCUGUGUCAGAGACAGGACCGCUACAAGUGUCCUUUCCAUGGCCAGAUCAUUCCUCGAGACCAGGAGGGUCGACCCUGCAAACAGGAGGACCGAUUGAGGGAGGAGCAGGAGGAGAGGAGGAAGAGGGAGGAGCAUCCAGACUGGCGUGAUGCAGAGCUGAUGCGAGACAUCGAGGUGGCAACAGGAGAAAACCUGGGUUCUGACAGGGUUGGUAAAAAAGGGAAAGGGAAAAAGAAGAAAUACCCCAACCUCAGUGAUCUGAAGCAGAGCACCAACACUUCCCGCUAUAGGCUGGAGAAAAAAGUCUUCAACAAGAGCACCAUACGCAGAGUAGCUCAGGUGAUGAGUAAAGCUGACAGGAGAAAACAUGAGAAGUUCUCCAACCAGUUCAACUAUGCUCUGAAUUGACCUCCAGCCAGUUCAAUAUGAACUGCUUCUAUAAGACUUCAGAUUUUAAUUUAUUGAUAUGCAUAGUAUGUGGAUCUAUUCAAGAGAUUAAGAUGAUUGAAUGGUUGUUUGAACACUGUGAUACAGUUGGAAUACUUUUGUUGCUCUUUGAUAACCUUUUAAUGAGAUGCUGAACUGAACUGACUGAUGAAUAACAACCAGGUACCAGAACAGUUGUUCAGCUUAAUAUUGCCUCUGUAUCAGCCAAAUCCAUUUUUCAUUAUGUAUAACUGACAGAUGUUUUACCAGGAUUUUCUGGUUGAAUUUAUUGUUUAUAUUUGUUUUGUGUUUUGGGGCAUUAAAUGAACAUCAUCCAGGUUAAUAAACUUUGUACCAGAAGUAAACUGUAAA
Micropterus salmoides (largemouth bass) is the source of this 2940-nucleotide messenger RNA. RefSeq names its product UV-stimulated scaffold protein A (gene uvssa). The record is from RefSeq and is a predicted model, not a curated record. The coding region runs from base 166 to 2550 and encodes 794 amino acids. Gene Ontology annotation, cellular component: chromosome. Gene Ontology annotation, biological process: transcription-coupled nucleotide-excision repair; response to UV. The transcript is spliced from 15 exons. Gene Ontology annotation, molecular function: RNA polymerase II complex binding. Lineage: Eukaryota; Metazoa; Chordata; Actinopteri; Centrarchiformes; Centrarchidae.